Molecule: messenger RNA, 798 nt
Organism: Penicillium brevicompactum
Lineage: Eukaryota; Fungi; Ascomycota; Eurotiomycetes; Eurotiales; Aspergillaceae
Exons: 1
Coding region: 1-798 (265 amino acids)
Source: RefSeq, a predicted model, not a curated record
AUGUUUACAAGACUUGCUCGGAAACAAUUAUUCAGGGGGACCCGCCUUUUCACUCGUCCUAUCCGUAUCAAAAGAGGCCCUUCACAUUUCACCAAAUCAUUCCCUAAAGCAAUAAGUUCCUCACGCCUCCAUUAUGAAAUCGAUGUACCCUCGAAACGGGAUCCCACUAGGGAAACAUCAUUGAACGCCGCAGACAAUCUCGAACGGGAGCUCCAAAAGAUUGGUUUCACCAAGUGGGGCUUCGUGAUCUACCGCUGCACAUAUCAAAGUCAAGAAGACUGGGACAAAUUCAUGGACAUGUUCCUCUACACCGUCACAGAUUAUUUUGAAUUCCACAAGGGUCUGGAUAUGCUAGAGAGUUUCUGCCCGAGAGUCUUUGAAGACCCUUCAUUUGAUGGCGCGACCACCGCGCAUCUCCGCACCCAUUUCAGGAAGUGGGUUGAGACUGCCAAGCGGCAGGAACAGGGCAUUGAUACUCUUUACACGUCGGGUCGUUACAUAUUUUUUGUUAUGGUCGACCAAGAGGCGCUCGAGUCUGUCUUGAAUUCGGACCCGGAGGCUAUGAUUACAACUGGAUUCGUUCGUCUGGUGUAUGGAGACUGGGAACCCGAGGCUCAUGAAGAUGGCGAAAAUGAGGAUCUCGAACCCAUAGAGGGUUGCACGCAGGAAGAUGUCGGUUGGAUGAAAAUACCGUACGAUGAGGUGCAGUCGAUCGGAGCCGGAGGGUUGGCAAUGCGUGAUAUGCAUGAUUGGGAUAUGUAUUAUGCUCGCCCUCCAGAAGUGCAGGCCUUGGGUUGA